UUCAUUUGCAUGACUCCUCCUCACACGAGUGUUUUUUGCAGACAGCGAUGCAGUGGUCGGUUGAGGCGUUUGGAGAUCUUACAAUACGCACGAGAAGUUAGGAGCAGAAGCGCGCCCUGGAUAUAUUUUACUUUAGUGAACUACCUGUCACUGUGCGUACUUAACGAGUGCGGUCCUGAAAGGAAAUUAAACUACUUGGUUAUACAUUCCUUUACUGUGCGUAGGAGAGGGCGCGUCACGGGAACGCGUUUUGGAUAUCCUUUUAAAACACCAGGCACAAGCCUAACAUUAUGAGGUGCAGCCAUGUCAGGCAAGAGUAAGACUGCGGCGAGGACGCUGGAGGAUUUAACCCUCGAUUCCGGUUAUGGUGGCGCGGCGGAUUCCUUCAGGUCGUCCAGCGUGUCACUCUGUUGCUCCGACACGCAUUUGUCAUAUGCGCAUGGGGGCAACUGCUGGCAUCUGACCGAAUCCAUGCACAGCAGACACAACAGUUUGGACACGGUCAACACCGUCCUGGCGGAAGACACGGAAAUCCUAGAGUGCUCGGGCCAGUGCGCCAAACUGCCCGAGCUGGAGGAGGACGUGCCGUGGACUCUCGGAGAGGUGGAAGUCGCGUUGCGCAAAGACGAGGAGUUGUGCGUGGGGAACGCGUCGCGGGAGAUCCUGGCCAAGCUGUCCGCUUUGGUCAGCCGUGCGCUGGUGAGGAUCGCCAGGGAAGCUCAGCGCUUGAGUCUGCGCUACGCCAGAUGCACCAAACACGAGAUGCAGAGCGCGAUCAAGAUGGUCCUCUCGUGGACCAUCUCCGUGAACUGCAUCACCGCGGCGCUCAGCGCGCUCUCGCUUUACAACAUGAACACCGGCGAUAAGUUCAGCCGGGGGAAGUCUGUCCGAUGCGGGCUUGUGUUCUCCGUGGGGAAGUUCUUCAGGUGGAUGGUGGAUAGCCGGGUGGCCCUGCGCAUCCACGAGCACGCGGCCAUUUACCUGAGCGCAUGCAUGGAGAGCCUCUUCAGAGAGGUGUUCAGCCGCGUGCAGAGGAGCGCGCAGGUUGAGAAGGAGAACGGAGUGCCAAAGUUUACCUUGGAGUCACUGGAGCAGGCCAUCAAUAAUGAUUCAGAGCUGUGGGGUCUUUUGCAGCCGUACCAGCACCUGAUUUGUGGCAAGAAUGCAAGCGGUGCAUUGAGUCUGCCGGACAGCCUGAACCUGCACCGUGACCAACAGCGUGCAGGUAAAACUGGAGAGGGCCACGCAUAUAGCCAGGCGGAACUCCGUACAAUUGAGCAAUCCCUUCUGGCCACUCGCGUUGGGAGCAUCGCAGAACUUAGUGAACUGGUGUCUCGCGCCAUGCAUCACCUUCAACCUCUUCACAUCAUGAACCCCAGCAACGGUACACCAGUACACCAGAACCGCACUGGGAUGGUACACUGGGAACCGGAGGCCCUCUACACGCUCUGCUACUUCAUGCACUGUCCUCAGAUGGAGUGGGAAAACCCGAAUGUAGAACCAUCAAAAAUCACCCUGCAUACUGAGAGGCCGUUUCUGGUGCUGCCUCCUCUGAUGGAGUGGAUCAGGGUGGCCGUUGCGCACACAGAGCAUCGCCGAAGCUACUCGGUAGACAGCGAUGACGUGCGACAGGCGGCCCGACUGCUGUUACCCGGGGUGGAUUGCGAGCCGCGGCAGCUGAAGGCGGACGACUGCUUCUGUGCCACACGGAAACUGGACGCCACCUCCACAGAGGCAAAAUUCCUGCAGGAUCUCGGUUUCCGGAUGCUCAACUGCGGACGGACCGACCUGGUCAAACAAGCAGUCAACCUGCUCGGACCAGAUGGUAUUAACAGUAUGAGCGAACAGGGCAUGACCCCUCUCAUGUACGCGUGCGUCCGUGGGGACGAGGCCAUGGUACAAAUGUUGCUGGAUGCUGGAGCUGACAUUAACAGUGAGGUGCCCAGCUCACUACACAAGCACCCGUCAGUUUAUCCUGACACCAGGCAGGGGACGCCACUAACGUUCGCCGUGUUGCACGGACACGUGCCUAUCGUGCAGCUUUUACUAGAUGCCCGAGCUAAUGCAGAAGGAGCGGUUCAGGACGGCGCUGAAAAUUAUACAGAGACUCCUCUACAGCUGGCGUCUGCGGCAGGCAAUUUUGAGCUGGUCAGUCUGCUUUUGGAAAGAGGCGCAGAUCCUUUGAUCGGCACCACUUAUCGUAAUGGGAUCUCUUCCGGUCCAUUGGGCGAAAUGAACUCGUACAGUUUGGCGGCAGCACAUGGACACAGGAAUGUGUUCCGGAAACUUCUGUCCCAAGUGGAAAAGGACAAAGCCGACGUGCUGUCUCUUGAGGAGAUCCUAGCCGAGGGCUCGGAGGCCAAAGAGAGGAGAGCACCACAUUCGGAAGCCACCCUCCGGACAGGCAAGGCCAAACUAAGGGCCCUCCGCGAGGCCAUGUACCACAGUGCCGAACACGGCCACGUGGACAUUACCAUAGACAUCCGCAGCCUGGGCGUGCCCUGGACCCUUCACACGUGGCUGGAGUCCCUGCGAACGUGUUUCGUGCAGCAGCGCCGGCCACUGAUCCAGGGUCUGUUGAAAGACUUCAGCUGCAUUAAAGAAGACGAGUACACAGAGGAGCUCAUCACACACGGUCUGCCGCUGAUGUUCCAGAUCCUACGUGCCAGCAAGGUGCAUCUGCCAGAAGAUAAUGAAGUGAUCGGCCAGCAACUGGCUGUAAUCUUCACUCAGUGCUAUGGGCCUUUCCCAAUCCCCAAACUAACGGAGAUCAAAAGGAAGCAGACGUCUCGUCUGGAUCCACAUUUUCUCAAUAAUAAAGAGAUGUCCGAUGUAACGUUUCUAGUGGAAGGAAAACCCUUUUAUGCCCAUAAAGUGCUGCUCUUCACUGCUUCACAGAGGUUUAAGUCUCUGCUCUCUAACAGACCAGCCGCUGAGAACACAUGCAUCGAGAUCAGUCACGUCAAAUACAUCAUCUUUCAGUUGGUAAUGCAGUACCUUUACUGCGGGGGUACAGAGUCACUUCACAUCAGAAACACGGAAAUUAUGGAGCUCCUGUCUGCAGCCAAGUUCUUCCAGCUCGAGGCUCUCCAAAGACACUGUGAAAUCAUCUGCUCCAAGAACAUCACCACUGACACCUGCGUGGACAUCUACAAACAUGCCAAGUUCCUAGGGGCCUUGGAGUUGUCAGCCUUCAUCGAGGGUUAUUUCUUGAAGAACAUGGUGCUCCUGAUUGAGCUGGAAAACUUUAAGCAGCUACUUUACGAGGUCCCCGCCGAGAGCCCCGGUCCGGGUCCCGCUUACGAUGUCCUCCACGACCUCGAGAGAACCCUGGCCUUGAGGAUCCGCUCCAUCCAUCUCUCCACCUCUAAGGGCUCCAUUGUCUGACACUUUAACCAAAUACACACAAGAUUUCAUUCACCACGAGAGAGCUUCGUUAUCGCGUGCCACUUUCCCAAAACCGGCCGGAGACGUCCGAAACAUCAAAACUGACCCCGUUGAGACUGAUUUGUAUUCCACAGGCUAACAUCUUCACAACGUUGCGGAAACGUCAGCCUGCUGAACUCGUACCAAGGGCUACGUUACGUGACAUUCACCAAACAUCUUAGCAAUGCCGCAUUUGACCAGCAUUAGCGUCCAGGGUGAUGUCAUCACUGCCUCGGUCAUGCAUGCGGUCAGAUGGACACUGUCUACGCCAAUGGUCGCCAUGCUACCCACUGUGCACAGAGCUUACCGUGAACAGAUUUAGUAGACAUAUUUUUAGCAACACAGUGAUAUUAGUCUACGUAAUAUUGUUAGCCUGCCCUGAAUCUCUCCAAAUACUAAGCAAAUGAUGCAUGUGGUUAUAAACAACCAUUACUGUAAGUUUCCCCGAGCCAUUUGUGUUAAACAAAGCUCCUUGGCAACAUUUUCAGGUGUAGAGUUUUAAAAAGUGGAAGUGUUUUAUAUACUUCACAUCCAACUACUACAGUUUUUAGUAUUUGUGUGUAAUAAUGCCAGCUAUUUAAAUCUAAGCACUCGUUCUUGAUGUCAACGCUUUGCCGGAUGUAAGAAAUCACAGGAUACGGUCGAUCUUUUGUACAAUGAUUUCAAUGCUAGGCUUUGUUUUCUUUCCCAUGUUGUUUUUAGCUGACACCUCCUCACCAGAAUGUCCAUUGUUUUCUCCUGGAUCCGCCGGUUCGGGGCUAAGCGUCUCCAUUCGUUUCAUCCCACAAGUUUUAAUGACCCUUAAUACCACCACUGUGCUUAGUACACUCGAAACUGAGCGGUUCAUUUUUGCCUUGAGGUCGCUUAACUAAUGAUCUAUGUGAAUCAUUUGCAUGGGUCCUCCGCAACUUUUGUAAAAAAACAACAAACAACUUCAAGGGAGCUAAUUUUCCUUUAGUGGAUGCAGAACUAUUUAGUCUUAAUGACAUUUACGCAGGACUCCAAGUUCUUUAAAGUCUUUGUUGCUCGAGUCUGUCUAAUAGUAUGCCGAGACGCCAUUGCACUGGUCGCUACCUUCGUGACCCAAUGUACAUAUCCCCCCAGUCUUCACCUGCUGCACUGCUUUCGUUCAAUGUGAAGCCAGCUCAAAAACAAGACGCAUUUCUGCCAAGAUGCAUGUUAUGGUUUUCCUGUGUUUGUCCGUGUCCUCUGGAAUGUUGGGAAGAUCAAAGCUGUACUGGAAUGCAGCGUUACCAGCAAAAGAUUUAUGAUCACACUCAUGGUGAACCCAUGGUUGGACAGAACCAAGUCUUGGGUUAGAAAUAAACCUAUGCUAGGUUGUUUAUAACCCAGGAUUUUGUUAUGUCCAAUAAUAACCCAACCUGGGUUAAACCUAUGGGUUUUCAAACUUUAUGAUGGCAAAGACCCCCAAAUAUGAUGAACAUUUUGCGAGGGACCACCUUCCUAAAAUAUAUAUCCAUUUAUAUAUAAAUUAUAUAGUUUUUUUCUCUGAAAUACCACCUUGGACCCCAUUUUGAAAACCCCUGGGUUAAAGCAACUCAAUAUAUUUAAUAUUAUAAUAUAACAUUUGGCUUUCGAAAGCCAAUAAUCUCAAAUAGUUUUGUUUUCCAGUUUUGGAAUUUUAAAGGUGCAGUGUGUAAAUUGUAGCGGCAUCUAGUGGUGAGGUUGCGAAUUGCAACCAACGGCUCAGUCCACUGCUCACCCCUCGCUUUUGAAACACAUAAAGACACUGCGGUAGCCGCCACCGGACAAACAUGUCAUCGUCGGAGACAACUUAGUAAGAAAAUGUCCGUUAAGGGCCUCUGUAGAAAAAUGGCGGCACAAAAUGGCGACUUUCAUGUAAGGGGAUCCUCGGUGUAUGUAGAUAAAAAGGUCUUGUUCUAAGGUAAUAGAAACAUAACGGUUCAUUAUAAAAGGUCUUUAUACACCCCUGAUAGAUAUUUGUAUCUUAUUUUGCAUUUCUGUCAAGAGAUCCUUCUAAAAAUUACACACUGCACCUUUAAUUGAUUCACUAUUUAUAAUAACGCAGCUUGUGCUGGUAUUGCUUUCCAAUACAGUUUAGAUUCUGGUAUGCAUUGUAUGAUUUAUAUUUUAUGUACAGUAGAUUAAUGAGAAAACUUUAUCUUAAUGUGAAAUAAAAAGGUCGGUUAUGUCAUACAAAAUUUACAAUGAACAAUAUAAAUGAAUAGUUUAUUGAUAUGUAGCUAACUAUGGAGUUAUAUCAUGAUGCAAAUAAUUUAAAACUGUGAAGAUACAUUUAUUUUAAAGAACUUAGCAUAAUUACUUUAUUUUCUUACAAAGUACAUUUAUUGUCAAAUCCCUGUCUGCUUUUUUGUGUAACUGAGACGAAAUAUGUCAUAAUGUGUCGUAUCCACUUUGACUUCGCUCUGUGUCGUUGCUGUAACACAGACGAGGUUAUUUUUGUCAUUCGGAAGUCCAGACCUCAUUAGUCUUUGGAAAAAGUAAUUCUUGGUAAAGCCCAAAUCGAUUUGUGUUCACGAUGACUGUGGUUUUUUAAAAGCAAUACUUCACACAUGCUAAUAAGUACCACAUCUGACCCUUGUUAGUCAUACACGGCAUGGAUCGAGCUCCAUGUAGGCCAAAUGUAAAGUUAUGACAUGUCUAUGUAUCUGUAAAACAACUCAAAAACUCGCUCUGUGUUUCCCGGCUUUAGCUUUUCUGCUUCAGGCUGUUAAACAUGCUUUAAAACUCUUCGGUCUCCACUAAUGCACAUCUUAUGACAUCUCUAUUAGACAAAACCUGCAUGCUUUGGCUGGAUCAGAGUCUAAAGGAAUUUGUUUGUGAUUAUUAUUUCACUUUAUUAAAACAUUGUACAAACGAUAUAUAGAGAAACAUCUGCAGAACUUGAUGUAAAUAUAAGGGACGUUUAACAGUUUUAAAAAGAUACAAGAAUGUUAUACUUGUGCUAAAGUACAGUCGUGCGAUGACAUGCAUCUGUGUACAGCCAAUAGAAAUGACCACAUUUGACCACUGUGUUGGGUCGUCAUUAAAAUUUCUGUGAUACGCUGUCAA
Messenger RNA from Misgurnus anguillicaudatus (oriental weatherfish), 6480 nucleotides. It is a transcript of the gene abtb3a, whose product is annotated as BTB (POZ) domain containing 11a. Gene Ontology annotation, molecular function: structural constituent of chromatin; protein heterodimerization activity; DNA binding. The record is from RefSeq and is a predicted model, not a curated record. Gene Ontology annotation, cellular component: nucleosome. NCBI's taxonomy places the organism in Eukaryota, Metazoa, Chordata, Actinopteri, Cypriniformes, Cobitidae.